Cyprinus carpio (common carp) is the source of this 4976-nucleotide messenger RNA. RefSeq names its product pre-B-cell leukemia transcription factor 1-like. Gene Ontology annotation, cellular component: nucleus. The record is from RefSeq and is a predicted model, not a curated record. NCBI's taxonomy places the organism in Eukaryota, Metazoa, Chordata, Actinopteri, Cypriniformes, Cyprinidae. Gene Ontology annotation, molecular function: RNA polymerase II cis-regulatory region sequence-specific DNA binding; DNA-binding transcription factor activity, RNA polymerase II-specific. Gene Ontology annotation, biological process: animal organ morphogenesis; regulation of transcription by RNA polymerase II; embryonic organ development.
CAGUAGCGUGAACGCGCGCAGUGGUGCGCCCGCUCAGAGGGGGAGAAAGAGCCGCCGAGGAGGGCAGAAACACAAGAGAGGGGCAAGUCUUUCUACGACAGCACCGCGGCUCGGGAACAAACCAACUGAGUAGAGCUGGCUGGAAUGGAGCUGAGCGUUGCCAUUCUGAGCCGUUUCGAGUCGUCUAUCUAAGCCGGGGCAUUUCGCGUAGAGCCUGGGGGCCAGUUUGCUGUUGGUCCCGGGGGUUUGUGGAGCCCGUGUGAAUCUGUUGCUAGCAGCGCUCGAAUGCUAGUUAGCCCCGCUGCUAAGCAGCUAGCCAACGCUGCGAGUCAAUUGUGUCGGAGAUCUCGGAAAUACGUGUAAAAAAGCGGUUACGCUCAUCCGCCGCUCUCGGGACGCGUUUUGACCGUUGAGUUUUUGCUUUUUCCUAAGUGAGGGACGCUAAUAAGCGAACGCUAGAGUUUCAAUUUCGAUUUAUUGUCAGCGGAGAGUUUUUUUUCCUCCUCUCUAUUAGCUUGUUAGCUGCUCUGCUUGGUUUAGUCCAGCUUGUCGGAGAUUUCUACUGUAAUAUCUGUCAGCGACUACAGCCCCUUGUUCGCGUAUUUGUGGACAUGAAUGAUUGUAUCGCGGACUGAGAGUCGUUUAGAGAAGCGAUGCUUUGAGAUGCCGCGCGUGGGGUACUUCAUGUUUCCAGGGACGCUUUUAUUUUCUUGUUAGACUGCUUUAUGGGAGUGCUAGUGUGCAGGGUUAUGCUGUAGAUAACACUAGAAUUAAAACAUCGUUUUUCUUCCCCACAUGCGAACCGCUUAUCCACCUUCAUCCAUCCACCGCGCGUCGUUUUGAUGUGGUUAAAGCCCACGUUUCAGUCGCACUCUCGUUGUUUUCUCAUCUAGUGGUCCGCUCGGCUCCACGCUUGUGUUCACGCCGUCCGUGGUACAUGGUCGCUGAGACAGGGCGCUGAAACACGCUUUCAUUGGUUUGCGGCGGGGAAACGGCGAGAUUCGGCUCGAGGUAUUAUGGAUGAUCAGACCCGAAUGCUGGCUGGCCUGGGCGGACUCGGCGGACUCUCUCAAGCCGAUGUGGGUGACCCCGAUUCGGUUCGGAAGCAGCAGUCCCUCGGUCAGCCGCAGCAAGACAUAGGGGAUAUUCUCCAGCAGAUCAUGGCCAUCACCGACGAGAGCCUCGACGAAGCCCAGGCGAGAUGCUGGCCAGAGGAGGCACCGGCGCAGUGGACCCCACAGAGGGAGGGGGAGCUGGGGGGGAGUACAGCAGGGUGUGCCCUGCCGCUCAACUUCCAGCACAGAAAACAUGCACUGAACUGCCACAGGAUGAAGCCGGCUCUCUUCAGUGUUUUAUGCGAGAUCAAAGAAAAAACUGUGCUGAGCAUCAGAGGUGUACAGGAGGAGGACCCUCCAGAUCCCCAGAUCAUGCGUCUGGAUAACAUGCUGCUGGCCGAAGGAGUGUCUGGUCCUGAGAAGGGCGGCGGAUCAGCGGCGGCGGCCGCAGCUGCAGCAGCGGCUGGAGGAUCACCGAAUGACGGCAGCAUCGAGCACUCUGACUACAGAGCCAAACUCGCACAGAUCCGCCAGAUCUACCACUCCGAACUAGAGAAAUACGAACAGGCUUGCAGUGAGUUCACCAAUCACGUGAUGAACUUACUGAGGGAACAGUCCCGCACACGGCCCAUCUCGCCCAAAGAGAUCGAGCGCAUGGUGGCCAUCAUCCACCGCAAGUUCAGCUCCAUCCAGAUGCAGCUCAAGCAGAGCACCUGUGAGGCCGUCAUGAUCCUGCGCUCUCGCUUCCUUGAUGCCAGACGUAAGAGACGCAACUUCAAUAAGCAAGCCACAGAGGUGCUGAAUGAGUACUUCUACUCUCACCUCUCCAACCCUUACCCCAGUGAGGAAGCCAAGGAAGAGUUGGCCAAGAAGUGUGGGAUCACUGUCUCUCAGGUCUCGAAUUGGUUUGGCAACAAGAGAAUUCGGUACAAGAAGAACAUUGGUAAGUUCCAAGAGGAAGCAAACCUGUACGCCGUUAAAACAGCCGUGGAUGCUGCCAAUGUGUCGGCACAGGCCAGCCAGGCAAACUCUCCAGCAACACCCAACUCAGGUGGAUAUCCUGCACCGUGCUACACACCUGACGGCAGGCUAUGAAGAUCUGUCAGGAAGUCCUCUUUACGCCCCACACCAUCUAAACGCUAACAACAGCUGGCAAGACAACACCAACCCUUCCUCCAUCACCUCUCCACCAGGACCACCUGGCAGCAUCCACUCUGACACCUCCAGCUAAUGAGGCUGGCACCACACACACACACACACACCCACACACACACAGAGCAUCUCACCAUCCAGUCUCGCCCGUUCUCUCCUGCUCACAGCUUUCGUCCUUCACUCUAGCAGAUGUAAAGGUCUUCCAUAGUCCUCGUUCCACUUGGUGUGCCAGGGUUCACACGCUGAACCAGACUGAAACACACGCACUCUUCAAGCAAAAGACACAGAACGUCACAUUUGCUGAGGAUGAAAAAAAAAACAAACGUCCUCCACAAAGGUCUUCACAAAGGGUGGACGGUCUACGCCCAACUCCAUGUUACCUUUCCUGUUUCGACCUGUCAUGAUGGGGAUUACGCAACAGCUCCCUCCUUGCUUUUACCAAAGUGCUGUCAACGGUUGUUGCACCUUCUGCUCUUCGUAGAACAACCUCAGACAACUAAACCACAAAAACACCCUUCAGCCUGCUUUUUAAUAUGGUUUCCAGUCACUGCUUCUGGCUUGCUCACAAAACAAUCUGUUCUGCAUUGUUCAACAUUGUGUUAAGCACAAAUCCUGUCAAUAACACUUUGAGCUGCUGGUUGGAUGGAGAGAGCUCCGGAUCCAUCAGUGUAAAAGUACGCUUUAACUAGCUGAUGGCAGGAGAGUACGGUGUGAAACGGGAGAAACGCGGAUGAUGUGCGGUCGGCUACUACGUGUUUCCUCAGUCUACUGUCUCAACAGAGAUGCUGACGUUGACCUUGAUUUUAAUAGUUUAGCUACACUAUUUUUUCCUGCAGCCUUUUGUCCCCCUUUAAAGAUGCACCAGCCACCAAAUAAAAGACCCGACGAGAACUCUAAGCCCUUGUGUUCGGGAAAAGGGGUGUGGACGGAUAGCUGGAGUAUUCGUUUGGAUUGGGACACGGGUGGGUAUUUAGAAAUAUUUUUAAAGGGAAAGAAGAAAUAAUAUUCCACUGUCUUCCAUGCAUGUAGGGUGUUGAGAUGUUUUAGUGAUUCCAUUUAGCCUGUUUUUGUUUUUUUUUUUUUGACAAAAAAAAAAAUUAAUAAUAAUUAUAAAAGCAGAGGGUGUGAAGAACAGACCAAAUAAACAAAUGAACUUCUCCAGAAAUGAAAACUUCAUACUGCCCAAUCCAGUACUUCGUGCUGGUGUUUGGUUCUCUAGGAUUUGCGGGAUAUUUUAUCGCACGUUUUCAUAACCGUGACCACGUUUCGUGAAAACCUUUCUGAGGAGGCCAUAGCAGUUAACCAAUAACUGUUACAGAGACCGAGGAGUUCUUUUGGUUUGCCGUGUGCUGUGGCCUCUCAUGGUGUUUUCUAAGGGUUGGGUUGUCUCGUCACUCACUCGUGCUUUUGAACUGAUUGUAUUGUACGUGCAAUUGAAAGCACCUGUUCCUUGGUAAAGCAUGCUGUCUUUUUUUUUUUUUCUUUUGUUGUUGUUGUUGCCUACAAUUUCACUAAACAAAGGAACUCUGUUGUUUUGUAAUCAGUUAACAUAGCCAAGCAACAAGGGCUUUUCUCCUUUCAAAUUUAACCAAAAAUAAGCACUGGAUGUGUUGUGAUUUGAAACAGAUGGACUAAAGCUAGUAAAGGAACAUCAGAUGAAUUUAUAUUUACUCUUUCCAGACAAGUUGUUUGUAUUCCCGGAACUUGUUUUUAUGGUUUGCGUGUUAUUUUUUCCCCCCCUCUUUUUUUUUUUUUUCCAAGUUUACCUUUAGUCGCGGAAGCACCAGGGCGUUUUGAUAUAUGAAUGGAAAUUCUAUAUAUUACACAAAUGACUAAAUAACAUUGAAAUGUAAAUUGGGGUUUUGUUUAUAUGUACACAUGGAAAAACAAACUCUGAGGAGCUUUUCAAGCUAUUAUUGUGUCCUCUAUAGAUUACUGUUAGUUAUAAACAUUUCAUAUGGAUAUCUCCAACUAAUGCUAUUACUACACCAAAUUUCUUUGUUUUCUUUUCUAUCAGUCAUCUAUGGAUGUCACUGUACAGAUUGUGGAAUGUUUCAGUGUAUUUUCUCUUUUUGUACGCUUUUAUUUUUGUUGUUUUGUUUUUAAUCGCUGGGGGCUUUGGAUUCGCUCAUGAGCAAGAGUAAUAUUUGUUAGUCUCUGUAAUAUUCAUUUUAGCGUUUCAGUUACAUUUUAUUUGGAGCGGGAGUCUCGAGUGUUAUUUUUUUUUGUGUGUGGUUUUGUCCAAGCUGGUAGCGUUUGUUUGAGGUGCUGUGAAAAUCCACUCGGUCGAUCAUCACUACUAACUGACAACAAGAAUAAUAAGAAUAAAUUUAGGAGUAAAUGUAUUAAUUAAUGUAACAGUAUAAUGAUUUUGAACACUACAUAUCAAAGGUAGAUUUGUGGUUCCUAAAUGAAUUUUUCCCAGAAGAAUCAGUUUGGAAACUUGGGAUUAUGAUCUGAGAUGGAUUCCACAGCACUGUAUCAAAUGACAUCAGCAUUUUUUUUCUCGAUUUUUAUCAUUAUUUUACUAGAAUUGUAGUACACGCUUCCUUCUGUAUUUACCAUUCUCUCCCUCCUCUCUACCUCUCCUCUCUCCAUUUCACUUGUAUAUAAACCCCACCAUUUUCAGACUUGGUAGUCUGUAUAAACUCCUUUUAUACCUCAACUUUAGAACUGUUCUAGUGAGAGAGAAAAAAAGAAAUAUGAGAAAAUUGUAGUGUUCCUUAUUAGAAAAACAAAAACUAAUAAAAUAAUCUAGUGUGCUUUUGA